Molecule: messenger RNA, 1805 nt
Organism: Serpula lacrymans var. lacrymans S7.9
Lineage: Eukaryota; Fungi; Basidiomycota; Agaricomycetes; Boletales; Serpulaceae
Exons: 2
Coding region: 272-1630 (452 amino acids)
Source: RefSeq, a predicted model, not a curated record
CCGUCGAACGGGUAUCGACCCAGAAUAUGUCCUUUGCUAUGACUUUGUUGCAGGUACUUUAGAUACCCAACCCAUAGGCGGAGUAUACGGCGUUCAAAACCUCUACAAAGACGUGCGUAACCUCGAAGAUGUGAAUGAGCUCGAAAAGAAACUUUCCGUGCUCGAAAGUGAAGCUGCCACAGUAAUCGCCGAUCUCCACAAAGUUCUGGACACAGGAAAAUUCCACCUUAAACGUGGGGCACUCGAGAGACUUAGGAAAUUUCUCUUCGUCAUGCACUAUCGUAAGGACGCAUUAUCUACCACCUACUUUCAGGAAGAUCACCCGGAAAAUGCUUGCGUACGGAAGUGGAUGGAGAGUUUUAGGACAAGGAACGACCUACAAUCCUCUGCGGAUGUCUGGUUACAUGUUCUUCGCUACUAUCUGGAUACGCCUCACUGGGAAAUUAUAUCGCACGCCUCGAAGAUACACAAAAUGUAUGGCAAGAAUGGUUUCUUGGACUUAUCUACCGGCUGUAGCGUCAAUCCUGAGGCAGAGCAUGUCCAUAGCCUUGCCUAUGAAACACAGGCUGAUCGUCAAAAUGGAUUCGGUUUGUGGGAGGGUUCAGCCGCAGGAUCGCCAGGGCUCCACCGCCUAUAUGUGGUCAGUCCUCAGAUUGCUAUCAUCUUGAGGAGUAUACUCUUGCGUCCAGAAACACUGGAAAACCGCAACCAUAGCGUUGAGUUAAGCAGUGCCUUGACGGAUAUCAAUCAACAUCCUCCUACACCUUCAUACAGGAACGGUGACAAAGUGCUCCACUACAACAACGAAGCAGACUUUGACCGAUAUAGAGCUUCAAAGGAGGCCGAGGAAGACACUUUUGCUUUCCAAAUCACUAUGCUCACACCAUCACAGACCCACGCCAUCAAUGCCAUUAUACUCAAAAACACGCGGCCUACUGGAUAUGUCACGUUUAUCUCGAAAGAUGCGAUGCUCAAUACUACUCGUAAAUUCUGUAGUCACUUCUUCAACUUUUUCCGAUUUCCAAAAUACGAACUACUCCUCCCUCACUUAACGAAGUUUUAUUGUUCGCCACUUUCCCGUGGCCAUUUCACGAGAGACCAGUAUGAUGAACUGGCAUCAGUCAUUUUUGACAAUUGUACCGAUGCCAAAAUUUGGUCUCUCCUGCGAUCAAUCGUUGAUGAAGCUUUCAACUUUACUUCAGAAUACAACAAAGCAUACCGCAUGUUCCUACUCUGCUCUACAGAAAGCCCGCCCCCCACAUGUAUCUUUGCAGAGCGGUAUCGUCAGGUGAUAUCUACGAGUACCGGAAGCAUGACGGGAGUUUUCGGGCCCCCUCCCCGCACACUUCGCCCACAGCCAUCAUUGAAACUCGUCGAGACUCUGCCUCAGCAAGAAUCUAACGCGCUUUUCAAAGUCAUGAGUAACAUGUUGGCGCGACUUGGCUUAGUCUUUGAAAAGACAGACGGCUUAUCGCCCGAUGAAGCUGCCUUGGAUGAACUCUUGCACAAGGUAGUAGUUGUGGGCAUUUUAUCGUGGUUGGGGAAGAAUAGGCAUGACUAUGUAAAUGCCGUGGUGAAGGUCGCUGGAUUUAUGACCGGUCAGCCUACCUUACAAUUAUUUGAAAAAUGAUCAACGCUCCCUCAUUGUUUCCAAACUCCGAGCUGAAACUCAUGGUGCCGCCGCCACAAUCAUUUAGUUACGUUGUCAUUUUACUCGAUAUAUAUAUUGCAUGCUGGACUGCAAGUAUGCGUCUUCCUGGAGUUCAUGCAUAUGCCAGUGUUAGCAGUCUGUAAUAUAUAUCGAU